Molecule: messenger RNA, 3118 nt
Organism: Aphidius gifuensis
Lineage: Eukaryota; Metazoa; Arthropoda; Insecta; Hymenoptera; Braconidae
Product: kinesin-like protein KIF12
Exons: 10
Coding region: 366-2690 (774 amino acids)
Biological process (GO): microtubule-based movement
Molecular function (GO): microtubule binding; ATP binding; microtubule motor activity
Source: RefSeq, a predicted model, not a curated record
UUGAAAUGAUAACUGUAAAGUCAAGCUAUUUAAAAGAUAUGUUAUCGUUAUAAAAAUAUUGUAAAGAAAAUUGAUAUUUAUUUUAGAGUCUUGAGGGAAAUUGAUAAUCAUAUUUUUAUUUGUAAUUUAUAAUUCCAUUUGAUUAUCUUUCUGCUAAGAGUUUGCAAAGUAAAUAUAGCUUGUGAAAACACGUGUUUAAUUUUAAGAAUUCAUGUGACACAUGCCAAAUACAUACGUACCUGACAUUUCGAUUUUUUUUUUAAAUGUUAAACAGUUACUUUAACGAUUUCUAUAAUUAUUUCAAAACAAGCUUUAUUUAUUUAAUUAAUUUAUUGAAUUUUAUUUUAGCUAGAUGAAUUAAAAUAAUGGUGCUGGUAAAUAGUCCAUCGCCAAAGCGCGAUGACAUCAAGUUGAACAAUCAAAUUAAAAAAUUACGUGAACCAAAUACAAGUUAUAAAUCAUCACGUGGUUCAACAGUAAAAUCAACAAAAUCAACUGGUGCUUCGAAAAUAAGACCAAAACUAAAUGGCAGUCGUUCAGAAUCUGGAAGUAUUGAAAGAUUAACUGAGGGUGAUAAAAAAAUAGUUGGCUCAAAACAUUUAAUACCAGAAGAUAAUAUUAAUGUUGUUGUACGAGUACGUCCAUUAAGUAAUAAAGAAAUUAAAUAUGGUGAUGAUUCAUCACUUAAAUUACCUGGUGAUGGACAAAUACAAAUUGAAAAUCCAAUAAGUAGUGGAAGUGAAAAAAAGAAUAAAUUAUUUUCCUACAAUGUUGUAUUUGAGCCAUCAGCAAGUCAAGAAGAUGUAUUACAACAUUCAGGAAUUAAAAAACUUAUUGAAAUGGCAGUUGAAGGUUUUAAUUGUACUUGUUUUUGUUAUGGACAAACUGGAAGUGGUAAAACACAUACACUAACUGGACCACCUGGAUUGUUUGAUGGACCAAUUGAUUCAUACUCGGAAGAUCAUGGAUUAGUAUUUCGUUCAUUUGUUUAUUUAUUUAAAACACUUCAAGAACGUAAAGAAUUUAAUUUUGUAUUAAAAUCAUCAUUUCUUGAAAUAUAUAAUGAAAAAGUUAUUGAUUUAUUAAAUCCUGGAUCAUCAAGAAAAUCACUUGCUGUUAGGUGGAGUAAAAAAAUACGUGGUUUUUUUGUUGAAAAUUUAUUCACUGUUGAGUGUCAAGAACUUGAUGAUUUAAUGGCUGUACUUGAGGAAGGAAUGCGAAACAGAUCAGUAGGCACGCACAACAUGAACGAACAUUCCAGUAGAAGUCACACGAUAUUGACUGUUCAUAUAACAUCAGAACAGCAGAUGGAUAAUGGAGUGUUUAUAACAAAACAAGGUAAAAUUAAUUUUGUUGAUCUUGCUGGAAGUGAAAUGACAAAAAAAACUCAAAGUGAAGGAAAAACAUUAGAAGAAGCCAAUAAUAUCAACAAAAGUCUAAUGGUUUUAGGAUAUUGUAUAGCUUCAUUGAGUGAUGGAAAAAAAAAGCUUGGUCAUAUUCCUUACAGAGAUAGUAAUUUGACAAAAUUAUUGGCUGAUAGUUUAGCUGGGAAUGGAGUCAGUUUGAUGAUUGCAUGUGUAUCAUCAGCUCGUUCAAAUACAAGUGAAACAUUAAACACUCUACGCUAUGCAGCAAGAGCAAAAAAAAUUCGCACAAAGCCAAUAAUUGUCAUGGAUCCAAGAGAAGCAUUGAUACUAAGUUUAAAACGUGAAGUUGGUGCAUUACAAACUGAAAAUGAUCAUCUACGUACUGCACUACAUAUUGGAAAUGAAACAAUAAAUCCACAAAGAUUAAAUGAAUUAAAUGAAAAAUAUCAACAACAACAACUUAAUCUAGCACAAGUUGAUAUUGAUAAACUUGCUGAAUUAGAUAAUAAUGAAUUAAGUGAAUUAUUAAGAUCUUAUAUCAAUGAAAAUGAAGCACUUAGACGUGAAAAUGCUGAAUUAUAUACAACUAGAGAUCAUAUUUUUCGUGAUCAAGAAUUGGUUUGUCGUGAGAAUGAAAGAUUGCUUAAAAAAUUGGAAGAUGUUAAUUCAGUUUGUUGUCGUUCACCAAUAAUUCCAGCUCGUCCAGUUUACUCUGAUACUAUUCUCAGUAGUUCACAACAUGAUGAUCUUCCAAGUUCAAUGAAUAUUUGGACAAAUCCAAAUGACGAUGCUUCUCGAAAUGGAGUUGGUGUUAGCUUGACGAAAUUAUCAAAGAAUAAUAUUCAAAUACCAUCAAAAGUAUUGAAGGAACUUGACAAAAGAAUUGUUGGAAGUUUUAGUAAUAUUGCUGAAACAUAUAAAGAUCAUCGUCGUAACAAGUCUUGGGACAAUGGUCAUGGCUUGAUGGAUAAUAAUGGAGAAAGAAUUUCACCUCCAACAGAUUCUUCUCAAAUGAAAAAGCCAACACUACGAAGAACGUCAACAGUACCUGAAGAAAUGACAACAAAAUAUAUGAAUACAUUUAAACCAAUUGUCAGAAGAAAUUCACAAUCAAUUGAUGGAACACCUGAUUCAUUUAGAAGUGGCUCAUUAAAUGAAGGACAAUCAGCACCUGAUACUGGUGAUUCAAUUUCAUUUACAACACCAUUUCCAAUUAUUUCUAGAUCAUCAUCACCAUUUACAACAAUUGAUGAUUAUUUAAAAAAAAAUAAUAAUACUGAGUCUAGAAUUGAAGAUGAACAAUUUCCAGUUUUCCACAGUUAAUAUUUAUUUUUAAUAAUAUAUAUAGAAAAUUUAUUCAAUAAUUUAUCUUGACUUUGAAAUAUAAAUUUUUUUUCUUUUCCAAUGUGUCUUUUUAUUUGCAAGAAUAUAAAUUAUAAUUGAUUUUUUAAUUAAAGCCUUUUUCUUAUCAUGUUGGGCAAAUUAAAAAACACAAAAUUGUUGAUACUUGGACAUCUAGCAACAACAAAAUUAAAGAACCAAAUGAAAAACUAAAAAAAAAAAAAGAACAAAUAUAUAUAUCAAUAUAAUAAAUUUUUAUUAAUUAAUUUUAUUGAUAUAAAAAAAUUAAAGAGAUUGAAAACCAUUGUAAAUACAAUAAUUAUUAGUAUACAAUUAUUAUUAGUAUUUUUUUUUUUUUGUUUUAUCAAGAAGUGGAAUAAUUAAAUCAUAUUUUUUUAAUUUAUAAAAAA